Messenger RNA from Salvelinus fontinalis (brook trout), 5799 nucleotides. RefSeq lists its product as uncharacterized. Gene Ontology annotation, biological process: lipoprotein metabolic process; lipid transport. Gene Ontology annotation, molecular function: lipid binding. The record is from RefSeq and is a predicted model, not a curated record. The transcript has 15 exons. NCBI's taxonomy places the organism in Eukaryota, Metazoa, Chordata, Actinopteri, Salmoniformes, Salmonidae. Gene Ontology annotation, cellular component: membrane; extracellular region. Bases 3344 to 5143 code for a protein of 599 amino acids.
AACAUAAACAUGUUUUGUAUCUCCGGGCAUACGGGUCGCUGAUGUGUGUCUUUGGAACCGCUACAUUUUAAACGGUAAUGAUUCCAUUUAAUAUUGACCAUCACAAAAAUGAUCCAUUGUUUAGGCAUGUCUUAACUAAGAAACAUAAUACAAUGUAUUUCAAAAAAACGGAAUAGCAUAUUCUGGGUGUAUAGCCCCUGUAUGUCAGGCUUACGCUGUUCUGUCUAUGCAUGAUACUCCCACCCACUCAACGUAAUUAGACGGACGAAGAUGAUGCAUAGGGAGGUCAGACAAUGUAACCCCGAUAAUGACGUCACUACAAAGGCAAUAGAAAUUCCCAUCAAACACUUCAUUAUGCUGUGUAUGCCAUUUAGCAAGACGCUUUCAUGCAAAGCGACAUGCAGUCAUGUGUGCAUACAUUUUACAUAUCGGUGGUCCUGGGAAUCAAACCCACUACCCUGGUGUUACAAGCGCCGUGGUCUACCAAUGGAUUGAAUUUGAAUAAGCUGAAUUCUGAGAAUAAAUGGUGAUGCGAGUGCAUCUUUAAUCAAUGGUGUAGACUAGAGAAUUCCAUUAUGAAUAGCCCCAACUCUCUUAGGCUGUGUUUACACAGCCACCCUAAAACCCCAAAUCUGAUUUUCUUUAUAGCCAAUCUUUUUUCUGAAUGUCCACACUUGACCCAAAUUCACAUUCACACUUGAUGUAGGCUCUGAAGUAGUACACAGAUUUCACUGUUCCUUUAAAAUUUGGGGUGGUUGUCAUGGUAACGACAGGUUGUAAAAAAUAAUCUAUAAUAACUUCUAAGCAAAACAAAAUCUUAUCUGAGUGUCCAGACAGGUCGCAUAUAGAGAGCAAUUAAUUGUAGUCCUAAUGGCGUCUUUUUGUAGGCACUAUCUCCGUCAUGGUUCGUUGGCCAACACCUAUUGAACCCUUUCUGUGUUGCCCCACGAGGGCGAUGCGCGCAAAUUGGUGGCAGAACACUGGGAUUUCUCAUAGAACGCCAACAAAAAAAAUGCUAUUUACAUGUUGCUAAUGAGUGCAUUUCACACUACUUUUGAGUUAUAAUUGUGUUUUAAGUCUCAUAUAAAUGUCCUGCUUAAUAUGUUUGUCUCAUAGAACGCCAACAAAAAAAAUGCUAUUUACAUGUUGCUAAUGAGUGCAUUUCACACUACUUUUGAGUUAUAAUUGGGUUUUAAGUCUCAUAUAAAUGUCCUGCUUAAUAUGUUUGUAUCAUUUUCGCAAAUCAACUGCAUUAUACUUAAGCACCUCAACCAGUAAAAUGGCUCUUUGGCUAGCUUUUACUACAUCCUAUGUCAAUGAGUGUUAGCAUUCUAGCUAAACACUGCUGCAUCCAAAAUAGUUAUUUUGCUAAGAUCACAACCAAAUAUAAUCUUAGCAACUCAUCAAGCUAGAAUUAAAACAUAAUUGUAAGCGUAUGUGAACCCCAAAAAGUUAUUUUGUUUACAAGUAAUAACGUAAAUCUAGGCUAUGUUGAAUGGGCGCAGGUGGCGAUGGCUUUCUUACGACAGCCAAGAGUCGCGUGACAUCAGUGUAAUGUAAAGGGGUGCAUGGGAAAAUGAAUGGAGUUUUUGGAAGGUUUUUGGAUAAACACCGAAAGUAAGGUCUGUGGUAAAUGCAGGCUUAGGAGAUCUUGUACGUUUUGUUCUAUGAGAAUCUUUAUCAGCUAACGUCACUUUUUGUGAAUUUUGAAGAAUUUAUGUAAUCAUAUAAAGCACAUAAAAGGCUUCAUAAUUCAUAAAGGUCGUGUUAACUGACGGAUAUUAUCUCAUAGAACAAAACGUAUAAGAUCUCCUAAGCCUGUGUUAACCUCAGACCUUAUUUUUCGGCAUUUAUCCCAAAACUCUAUUAUUUGCCAAUUCAUUUUCCCCAUAGGAAUGGCUGAACGAAGCAAUAGGUAACUCAUUUCCGUUUUUUAGGACUACAAGCUGGCGAGCUCUAUGGAGGAUUGGGUUAGUACCAGGAUUGAGAUCCACAUAUGGAUGUGGUAUAAAUCGGAAGUCAAAGAUCAGAUUCAAUAGCUGUGUUUUUUUCACUAGUUGGUCUUUUGACCUAUCAUCUCUGAAAAAUGAUCCGAUGUAAAAAGAUCUGAUGUGAUUGGUCAAAAGACCAAUUAGUGGGGAAAAUAUAUCUGAAUUGCCCCGCCUGUGUAAACGCAGCCUUAAUAGCCUACAUGGCUCUGGAUGGAGGUAGGCUAGCCCAAACAACUACCUCUUUACCUACUGUAUUUAUUUAUUUUGCUCCCCAUUAUUUCUAUCUCUACUUUUUUCUAUCUCUACUAUCUCUACUUUUUUCUUUUUUUUACUUGCUAUAUUGUAUUUACUUCGCCACCAUGGCCUUUUUAUAUUUAUAUAUAUAUUUUGUUUGCCUUCACCUCCCUUAUCUCACCUCACUUGCUCAUAUUGUAUAUAGACUUAUUUUUCACUGUAUUAUUGACUGUAUGUUUGUUUUACUCCAUAUGUGUUGUUGUAUGUGUCGAACUGCUUUGCUUUAUCUUGGCCAGGUCGCAAUUGUAAAUGAGAACGUGUUCUCAAUUUGCCUACCUGGUUAAAUAAAGGUGAAAUAAAAAUAAAAAAUAAAAAUAUGGUGCAAGCACAGUGAGGUCAAACAAUGUAACAGUGAGUUUUAAAGGCAUCACACUCCCACCCAGCGACAUGUACUAAGAGGUGGGCCAUAGAGAAUGAAAGAGACCUCUAGCAGCCAAAAGGUAGUUUUAGCAUGGGCAGUGCCAAUGAGGGAUUCCACCCUUUAAAAGUAGUCAACUGGGUGGAGAUUCCAAUGGGUUGUAGCCUCAAUAGCGCUGCCCAUGCUGUCACAAAAUGGAACAGAUAUAAAGAUGAGUCAUGUAUCUGUCUCUGGUUAGGAGAAUUAGGUCAAGGUCAGGAAAAGGCUUAGCUAAAAACGAUCAACGUUUGAUGUCAAAUUUGACAAAAGCUGUAUCCAGUCUAGAUAUGACCUUAUCAAGUGGGUGAUCAAUCAAGGUGAUAAUGGAGAAAGACCUGCCUUUAUAGGCACUGCCCCAGAAUAAGUAGAUCGCAGGUGCAGCACUUAAAUCACAGGUGUCAAACUCAUUCCACGGGGGGCCGAGUGUCUGCGGGUUUUCGCUCCUCCCUUAUACUUGAUUGAUGAAUUAACAUCACUAAUUAGUUAGGAACUCCCCACACCUGGUUGUCUAGGGCUUUAUUGAAAGGAAAAACCAAAGACCUGCAGACACUAGGCCCUCCGUGGAAUGAGUUUGACACCCCUGACUUAAAUGAACCAGUCUCCACUCUGUUGGGAGUAGAUCAGUGAGAAACUGCUUUGUGACAAGAUACUGACAUCUGAAAUGUCUUCACCUCUGGUGCCCCACCCAAUGAAUAGCUUUCUGGGCAACCCUGAGGAGAGCGACCCCCUGAUGAGAUGGAGAAUUGGUUCGCCCUCUGUAUCUCCGAUACACUUGACCCAGGGGUUGGUGAAGGCAGGGCCACCUGCUAUUGUUGACAGAGGGGAGUCCAGUUUGGCUACACAGGAAAUUUGUACGCCUCCACCUAUGGUGCCCCACUCCAGGAACAUCUGUAAUAGCAAGCCUGAGGAGAGUGAGCCCCAGAGGAGAUGGAGCUAUGGUCCCUCUCCAUCAGACCCAUCUGGCCCAGGGGUUGGUGAAGGCAGACCUCCACCUCCAGUGCCCCACCCCAGGAAAGUCUAUGUUGGCAAGCCUGAGGAGAGUGAGACCCAGAGGAGAUGGAGCUAUGGUCCCUCCUCUCCCUCACACACAACUGGUCCAGGGGUUGAUAGAGGCAGGAAGCCAGGCACAGCCCAGAAACCACCCCCUGUGACCCAGAAUAGGUGGUCGGUGGGAAGGAAUCCUCCAGAAGGUGGUUGUGACCCUCAGGAUGGGGGGAGUGUGUCUGAAUUCAUUAAGAAGUUUGAAGCUAAAGAGGACCAGAACAAGCAGCUGGUGGUGCGUCGUCCUCUUGGCCCGCCUGCCGUCGUUGACAGGGAGGACUCUGAUCCCCCUCUCUAUGAAAAGGUUUUGGCUGUGCAGGAAACUCGUACGUUUGGGUCGCCUGCCGUCGUUGACAGAGAAGAAUCCAAUGACUAUAUCUAUGAAGAGGUUUUUGUUACGCAUGAAACUCAUACGGUAGCAGUUCAACAACGGACAUGUGCAACCUAUGUUCACUAUGUAAGGCCACCACCUCCAUUGCCGUUAAAGCAGUCACUCCCUCUGAAAGGCAGAAUCAAAACACUCUCAAUAAGCAGCGUUAGUGAAGAGGAACAAGAAGAUAACAUCAAGGAUGCAGAUCGCCUGAUGGAAUGGUGGGAGAAGGUGAAAAGUGAACCAUGGAAAGAUCUGUCUAAUGACCAUAAACUGGCCAAGAAGGGAGAAGCAAAACUGUUCAAAGAGAAAGCCCAGCGGUUCCAGAAUGCAUUGCAGUUGUACAACCUCCUCCUGACUAAGCAUGGGGAGACCCUAAAGAACCACAUCCUUAACCUCAUCAGCAUCGCAGACAACUUAGACAAGGUUUCCAAGGGAACCAAGAUUGCUGGCAUCACCGGGGGCGCCACGGGGGCGGUUGGAGGGGUGGCGGCUGCGGCAGGGGUGAUCCUCGCCCCCUUCACGCUAGGGGCAUCACUGGCCUUGACAGUGGUCGGUGUCGGUGUAGCUGCAGCUGGAGGGGUCACAGGGGCCUCUGCAGCUAUUGCUAACAAAGUGAGCAGUGCACAGGACAGGAAGAAGAUUGAGCUGAUCCUACAGGACUACCUGGCCCUGAUGGGUGACAUUGAAGCCUGCUUGAGGUUCAUCAACGCGGGCAUGGAGCACCUGAGGAAGCACAACCUCUCAACCCUCCAGGAAGUCGACACAGAGGCCGUCAGAGUGGUCAGGGUGGCCAUAGUGACAGGAGUGGGUAGCUCCAGUGCCAUAGAUGCCAGCAGUAAGGCAUCGGGGAUGCUCCAAGGCUUCGCUCUGGGCAUGGAUUUCUAUUUUACCCAGAAGAAGGAUGGCAAAGGUGGCCCGACGCUGAAGAAGGGAUUGGAGUCCAAGUUUGGGAAAAAGAUACGCGAAGUGGCUCAGCAGCUGAAUGAAGGGCUGGAUGAAGUGAUCAAGGUCAAAUAUGAGCUAGUUAAAAAAAAUCUCAUCCUCUGAAAGGGAAAGGGGGAUACCUAGUCAGUUGCUCAACUGAAAUGUGUCUUCCGCAUUUAACCCAACCACUCUGAAUCAGAGAGGUGUGGAGGGCUGCCUUAAUCGACAGCCCUACACACACACAAAUGUGUUUUCCUCAAGGCUUAUUUGGGAAGGGUGAUGAUUCCAGUGAUAAUUAAAAUGUUGGGGUGGCGGCUCAUUGGACUUGAUGUUAUGCGAUUACAUGAUUAUGAUCAGUGUCUUGUGAAUUGAGUGGUUGACGGUCAGUAGUUCUCAAUUCUCUCCUCAGGGACCCUGAGCUGUUCCAGCGCUAGCGUAGUUGAUUCUGUUAGACACAAUAGUAAAACCUAUGGAAUUUAAAAAAUAUAACAUUGCUAUUAAACCAGAAUAAAAUAACCUUUUGAUAACCUGGUUCUGUAAAGAACCAAUCAUUCUCCAUGACGUUUCUAUAAAUAACCAUAAGGGUUCUAUUUGCCCCAAAAAGGGUUGUAACCAUAGCGGAACCCUUUGUCUAAAACAUUUUAUUAAUGGUUAUUUACAGAAUAUGUUGGUACGUUGUCUACCAGGUUUCAGUUGUGUAUCAUAGAAUCACUAAAACAAUGUCCAUUGUCAAAUCUAUUGUCAUAUAAACCAAUGUUGUGAAUAAAUAAUUAGACAGA